AGGAGGAAGAAGACAAAGAGGUGUGUUUAGUUUAAAAGGAGUGACUGAGGCAACCAGAGGACACAGUUUCGUAUGUUGUGAGCUGUGAAUGAAACCAGGUUUACUACAUUGUUCAGAUACGAUUGAGGAUGGAGCACAGCGGCAACAGCAGGACCAGUGUGACUGAGUUUCAGAAGCUGUGGGGAAGAUGGACCAACCUGAUGAACCGCUUUUAUGGUGACCCCAAGGUAGAACUGAUGAUGGACACAAGAAUCGGACAGUACAUGAGCAGCCAUCCUCUCUUAGCUCUCACGGUGUUGCUGUUUGGCGUCAUGGCUGCACUGCCUGUCGGACUUUUCCUCUCUUUUGCUUUUAUUACCAUUGUAAUGACGACAGUAGGUUUUGUUUUCUUUGAAGUGUUCCUGCUGUGUGUAGGAGGGUUGACUCUGCUGUCUUUGCUCCCCGGCAUCGCCAUCUUCUCUGUCAUGGUUUCACUCGUCUUCAAUGCGUUUUAUGUCACCAUCUCCAAGGUCGUCAGCCGCUAUUACAAGCGUCUGACCAAGGAAGGUAAAGUCCUGGAGGAUCAGGGAGAGUCCGUGGAGAGUGAAUGUGACACUUCUAAACUGGAGGAUAUCCAGUAGCUUGAUUCUUCUUCUCUUGAGAGAGAGCUUUCAUGUGGAAAAGCUCAAAUUUUCUUGAGUGUCAGCAACUUUAAGUCAGCACUACUUCAGAGGAUCCAGACCCUUGAAUGUACCUUGUGCAGCUAACUUUCAAAGCACAAAUACUCCCUGAUUGUUGCUGUAUGUCUAAAGCCUGAAUAUUGUAACUACAUAGUUUUCUAAAAUGAGUGUCAUUAUAAAAUGUCUACAACAGCCAAAGCAUGGAAUAACCUUUCAACUGCAUUAAUAUCCAAAUACAGAAGACUCAUGUAAGUCUAAUCUGUACUACAUAUUCUAUAUAUGCACUAUGGAUUUAUCCUGAAAUGGUGUUUAAUUUCAAGUAAUGAAUGUAACGAGAAAAUAUGAACAUUAGUGUGUUAUUCAUCCAAAUAAGCCAUGCGAUAUUACAUUUUCCAUAUUAUGAUUUCCAGCCUGAAAAUGCUUGUGUGUUGUUUAGGCUCAUCUCUGCAGAUAUCUGAUGUGCACGCCUAGAAGGCAAAAAGAAAUGCACUCCAAAAAACUAGGGCUGUCCUCAACAAAAGAAAUUCUUAGUGGACUCUUGCACUCGUGAUGUUGUCGACUAAAUGAUUAGAUAUUUAAAGUACUGAUUAGUCAGCUAAGAGGAUCCCUAUAAAAUAACUGUUACAUGUUUAUGUUACAGUGUUGUAUGUUUGUAAUGUGGCUUUGAAUAAAUGCUCCU
Molecule: messenger RNA, 1338 nt
Organism: Anarrhichthys ocellatus (wolf-eel)
Lineage: Eukaryota; Metazoa; Chordata; Actinopteri; Perciformes; Anarhichadidae
Product: promethin
Exons: 5
Coding region: 129-620 (163 amino acids)
Source: RefSeq, a predicted model, not a curated record